GUUAUACAAUUAGGUUAUACCCACUUUGAAGUACGACAAGUUCGCGGAUGCGUCGUACCUGGAAGAACGAUUGGUUUGCAUUUGCGUCGUACUUUUCGUAGGUUAUGGCAUUGUUAUUACGCAGGUUAUGCCGUCCGACAUGCGCCUUGGGUUAUGGUUGAUUUGAGUUUGAUUCUGAUCGUUAUGGACGUCCAUAACGAUGGACUUUUGGUGACGCUAUUGACCACAUUUGGCUUCCGAUUAUUACCACUACAUGUUAAGCACAUCCCGGCCACACUCGAAGGUGGUCUGGUUUGA
Entrophospora candida is the source of this 297-nucleotide messenger RNA. The record is from the annotation of a GenBank genome assembly. Lineage: Eukaryota; Fungi; Glomeromycota; Glomeromycetes; Entrophosporales; Entrophosporaceae.